AUGUCUGAGGCAGAUGAAGUAUGUGUACCCCUGCCGAGGUUGGACUGGCAGGAGCACCUGCCCGCUUAUACCAAGAGCUAUGGCAUUGCGACCAGUGGUAUCUUUCUGUUUUUGAACUGUGGCCUCAAGCACCAGCUCGCUCUGCCAACUGAGCUGACCAAGUCCUCAACAUGCCCGCCGACUUCCCUCCUGCACCACCGCCGAUGUCCAAUCUCGGCCGAUACAGGCUGCUCUCCCCAACUGCUUCCUUGGACGCAGUGGCUUGGUGAAUGUACCAUAGAAACGACAGAGGAGAUCUUGGAUUACUUUUACGAGCAAGGCGGCAACUUCAUUGACACCGCAAACAACUAUCAGUGUGGGGAGAGUGAAAUGCGACUUGGCGAGUGGAUGAAGAGGCGUGGUAACCGCGAUGAGAUGGUGAUUUCUACCAAGUACACCACGGCCUUCGUGCCUCGGGAGGGCGAUGCCAGAAUCAAGAUCAAUCUGAAUGGCUGUGGAUCAAAGAGCCUCCAGGCUUCCGUUGCGGCCAGUUUGGAGAAACUGCAGACGCAUUACAUUGAUCUGCUCUACGUUCACUGGUGGGACUACAGUACAUCUAUACCAGAAUUGAUGCAGGCUCUAAACAGCCUCGUAGUCAGCGGUAAAGUGCUGUAUCUCGGUAUCAGUGACGCCCCGGCAUGGAUAGCUAGUAAAGCAAACGAAUACGCUAGAAACCACGGCAUGUGCCAAUUCAGUGUCUAUCAAGGCCAAUGGUCAGCCGCCCAUCGUGACUUUGAGCGCGACAUCAUUCCUAUGUGUCGAGCUGAGGGCAUGGCGCUUGCCCCGUGGGGCUCUCUCGGCGGUGGCAAAUUCAGGAACGCAGAGCAGCGCAACGCUCAAGCAGGCACAGUGAGCCAAGAGUAUACUGAAGAGGAGACAAAGGUUACUGCCGCACUUGAGGCUGUCGCAAGGCGCAAAAACGCGACUCCCAUCGGCGUCGCCAUUGCCUAUGUCAUGCACAAAGCGCCCUACGUCUUUCCUGUGCUCAGUGGGCGCAAGGUUGAGCACGUCAAGGGAAACAUUGACGCCCUUAGUAUUGAAUUGAGUCCGGUGGAUAUCAAGGAAAUUGAGGGUGCUGCACCGUUUGAUCUCGGAUUCCCAAACAACUUUCUUUGGGGUAGAGAAGUUCCCACAGCGCAAGGCAACGUGAAAUUCGCCGUCCUCGGGGGCAAUUAUGACCAUGUUGAAGACACCAAGCCCAUCAGGCCGGCCAAGGCAGCAGAGUAG
Messenger RNA from Akanthomyces muscarius, 1266 nucleotides. RefSeq lists its product as uncharacterized. NCBI's taxonomy places the organism in Eukaryota, Fungi, Ascomycota, Sordariomycetes, Hypocreales, Cordycipitaceae. The record is from RefSeq and is a predicted model, not a curated record. Bases 1 to 1266 code for a protein of 421 amino acids. The transcript is spliced from 8 exons.